AUGGUUGACGCCCUGCUGCCGAGGCAGCCUGCGGACACUCUGGUUGCCAGAGUGAGCCUCUGUUGUUCUCACUCUGAAUGCAGUGAGCGGCCUUCAGAACGCAGCCAGCUGCCAGGAUUGAACCUUCCAUCCAGCGUGAGCGUCACCCGUUGGCUGGGCCAGUCUUGGUGUCAGGACCGCACAGCCCGCCUGGGCAAACGCUGCCCCGCGUUCGAUGCCAGCACUCCAAAGCUGGGUGUUUCCUUUGCAUGCCGUUACCCCGAAUGCCUUUCCAGCACACGGCUCUUGUGCAGCGGGGCCAGAACCUGCGAGCUGGGGACAGAAGCUGGCGUCUGUCUGCAGUACAUGAUCACAUCACUGGACCGCACCCAUGCCGGCGUCUACCGCUGCAUCGUCCGCAAUCGGAUGGGGGCCCUUUUGCAAAGGCAGACGGAAGUCCAGGUGGCAUACAUGGGCAGCUUCGAGGAGAGCGAGACGCACCAGAGCGUGUCCCACGGCGAAGCGGCCGUCAUCCACGCCCCCCGCAUUGCCAGCUUCCCCCAGCCCCAGGUCACCUGGUUCCGGGACGGUCGGAAAAUCCCCCCCAGCAGCCGCAUAGCCAUCACACUGGAGAACACCCUGGUCAUCCUGUCGACAGUGGCACCCGACGCCGGCCGGUACUACGUGCAGGCCGUGAAUGACAAGAACGGAGAUAACAAGACAAGCCAGCCCAUCACUCUCACCGUGGAGAAUGUCGGCGGCCCGGCCGAUCCCAUCGCUCCCACCAUCAUCAUCCCACCAAGGAACACCAGCGUGGUGACCGGCACCUCAGAAGUGACCAUGGAGUGCGUGGCCAACGCCAGGCCGCUGAUGAAGCUGCACAUCGUCUGGAAGAAGGACGGGGCGCCGCUGUCCAGCGGGCUCAGCGACUACAACCGCCGGCUCACCAUCCUCAACCCCACGCUGGGCGACAGCGGGUACUACGAGUGUGAGGCCGUGCUGCGCAGCAGCAGCGUGCCUGCCGUGGCGGAGGGGGCCUUCCUCGCCGUGCUGGAGCCGCCCCAGUUUGUCCAGGAGCCGGACAGACACGUCACGGCUGAGAUGGAGAAGGUGGUGACCAUCCCUUGCCAGGCCAAAGGCGUCCCGCCACCAGCCAUGGCAUGGUACAAGGACGCAGCCCUUGUGCAAGUGGAGAAGCUCUCGCGGUUCCAGCUGCUGGGCGACGGGAGCUUGCAGAUCAGCGGGCUGGUGCCUGAUGACACCGGCAUGUUCCAGUGCUUUGCCCGCAACGCUGCCGGCGAGGUGCAGACCUCCACGUACCUGGCAGUGACCAUCACUCAGCGGGUCAGGCAAGAGGGGGUGCAGGGCGCUGGAAGCCCCGGGACGCCCUGCCAGGAGAAGCUCGAGGAAAGCGGGCUGGGGCUCCAAGAAGACGGGCUGGGAGCACCUGGAUGCCGGCGGGGAGCUCAGGAAGGAUGCUCUGAGGCCCCGGAUGCAACUGAUGCCUGCCAAGAGCUCGGGGAACAGUGUGGCAGGUACAUCUGGGAGAAGGACGGCGUGCCCAUCAGCGUGGACGGCAUCCCGCGGCUCCGGCUGGACGAGGAGGGCACCCUGCACAUCUCCCAGACCUGGUCCGGGGACAUCGGCACCUACACCUGCCGGGUCCUCUCCACCGGGGGCAACGACUCCCGCAGCGCCCACCUGCGUGUCCAGCCCCUGCGCUGCGCCACCCUGCCUCCUCCUGCCACGGGGUCCCCUCCCGCCACAGGCGACUCCGUUGAUUGUUGCGAGCCCUGGUGCCCGCCCGCUACCUACCAGUUCCCGCCUCUGCGGCUGCCAACGACCCUGGCAAAGGGCAAUUCAAGCCAGGACACCGAGAGGGUGUCCCUGCCGGAGGAGCCCCCCACCGCACCCCCCCAGAAACGUCAUCGCCAGCGCAGGACCAACCAGAUCCAUUCUAUGAUCCAGGUGGCAGCCACCCUCCUGAGACGCCAGUCAAACGGUCCUCCUGAAAGGUACCUCAUCAGCUUCUGCCUGGCCGCCUGCCCGUCGGCUACCAAUUCAAGAACAUCACCAGCCGAGGUCAACAACCUGCUCCUGGAGAUCUCAUCAUCUGGACCAACUACGAGAUUCGAGGUGGCGAGCUUCCACCGUGCCCCGGGAACGUACAGGCGAGGCACCAACGCCACCACCAUCCGCUUCACCUGGAACCGCCCAGCCCAGUUCAAUGGCAUCAACCAGGGCUACAAGCUGAUCGCGUGGGAGCCGGAGCAGGCAGAGGAAGUGACCGUGGUGACGGUGAGGCCCAACUUCCAGGACAGCAUCCACGUGGGCUACAUCGGGGGCCUGAAGAAGUUCACGGAGUACUUCACCUCCGUGCUGUGCUUCACCACGCCGGGCGACGGCCCGCGCAGCCCGCCGCAGCUGGUGCGCACCCACGAGGACGCGCCUGGCCCCGUGGGGCACCUCAGCUUCAGCGACAUCCUGGACACGUCGCUGAAGAUCAGCUGGCAGGAGCCCCUGGAGAAGAAUGGCAUCCUGACUGGCUACCGGAUCUCCUGGGAGGAAUACAACCGCACCAACACACGGGUGACGCACUACCUGCCCAACCUCACCCUGGAGUACCGCGUCACCGGCCUCACCGCCCUCACCACCUACACCAUCGAGGUGGCUGCCAUGACAUCCAAGGGGCAGGGCCAGGUGUCCUCCUCCACCAUCUCCUCCGGGGUCCCUCCAGAGCUCCCCGGCGCGCCGACCAAUCUGGGCAUCUCCAACAUCGGCCCGCGCUCCGUCACACUCCAGUUCAGGCCAGGCUACGACGGGAAGACUUCCAUUUCCCGCUGGCUGGUGGAAGCUCAGGUGGGUCAGAUCGGCGAGAAUGAGGAGUGGGAGCUCAUUCACCAGCUGGCCAACGACCCCGACGCCCGCUCCAUGGAGGUGCCCAACCUCCACCCAUACAUGUACUACAGCUUCCGCCUGCGGCAGGUGAACAUCGUGGGCACCAGCCCGCCCAGCGUGCCCUCCAGGAGGAUGCAGACCCUGCAGGCUCCCCCCGAUGUGGCACCUGCCAACGUCACCCUGCGGACGGCCAGCGAGACCAGCCUGUGGCUGCGCUGGAUGCCGCUUCCGGAGCUGGAGUACAACGGGAACCCGGAGUCGGUGGGCUACAGGCUGCGGUACACGCGGGCGGACGGGCGGGGCAGGACGGUGGCGCACGUGAUCCACGACCGGGUGGAGCGGGAGUACACCAUCGAGGACCUGGAGGAGUGGACGGAGUACCGCGUGCAGGUGCAGGCCUUCAACGCCAUCGGGGCCGGGCCCUGGAGCCACGUCGUGCUGGGACGCACCAGGGAGUCAGUCCCCUCGUCCGGCCCAACCAACUUGUCCGCGCUGGCCACCACCUCCAGCAGCAUGCUGAUCCGAUGGAACGAGAUCCCCGAGGCGGAUCGCAACGGGCUCAUCCUGGGCUACAAGGUCGUGUACAAGGAGAAGGAUUCCGAUGCGCGGGCCCAGUUCUGGCCGGUGGAGGGGAACGCCUCCCACAGCGCCCAGCUCGCGGGCCUGGGCAAGUACGUGCUGUAUGAGAUCCGCGUGCUGGCCUUCACCCGCAUUGGAGACGGCGCGCCCAGCACCCCGCCCAUCCUGGAGAGGACUCUGGACGACGUGCCCGGGCCCCCAGUGGGCAUCCUCUUCCCAGAAGUGAGGACCACCUCAGUCCGGCUGAUCUGGCAGCCUCCAGCCGCGCCUAACGGUAUCAUUCUAGCAUACCAGAUCACCCACCGCCUGAACACCACCAGCGCCAACGCUGCCACCGUGGAGGUGCUCAACCCCAGCGCCCGCCAGUACACGGCCACCGGCCUGCAGCCAGAGUCGACCUACCUCUUCCGCAUCACAGCGCAGACCCGCAAAGGCUGGGGCGAGGCGGCUGAGGCACUGGUGGUGACCACCGAGAAGAGAGACCGCCCGCAGCCCCCCAGCAAGCCCAUGGUGCAGCAGGAGGACGUGAAGGCCCGCAGUGUGCUGCUCUGCUGGGAGCCGGGCAGCGACGGCCUCUCCCCGGUCCGAUACUACACCGUGCAGUCCCGCGAGCUGCCAGCUGGCGAGUGGACGCUGAACUCCGCCUCAGUCAGCCACAAUGCCACCUCCUUUGUCGUGGACAGGUUGAAGCCCUUCACCUCCUACAAGUUCCGUGUCAAGGCGACCAACGACAUCGGGGACAGCGAAUACAGCCAGGAGUCGGAGUCACUCACCACCCUGCAGGCCGCCCCAGAGGAAGCCCCCACCAUCCUCUCAGUCACGCCUCACACCACCACCUCCGUCCUGAUCCACUGGCAGCCCCCCACCGAGGACAAGAUCAAUGGGAUCCUGCUGGGUUUCCGGAUCCGCUACCGCGAGCUGGUCUACGACGGGCUGCGCGGCUUCACCACACGCAGCCUCAGCAGCCCCGGCGCCAAGUGGGCAGAGCUCACCCCAGGGUACGCCGUGCGGAACCUGUCCGGAGCCGGCCUCACGCACCACGAACUGGACAAUCUGAGCAAGCACAGGCGUUACGAGAUCCGCAUGAGUGUGUACAAUGCCGCAGGUGAGGGGCCCUCCAGCACCCCCCAGGAGGUCUUCGUAGGCGAGGCAGUGCCCACUGCCCCGCCACAGAACGUCGCCAUUCAGACCACCACAGCCACCCAGCUGGACAUCACGUGGGAGCCGCCGCCCUUGGAGGCGCAGAACGGCGACAUCCAGGGCUAUAAGAUCUAUUUCUGGGAGGCUCAGCGCCAGAAUAGCACGGAGCGGGUGAAGACACUGUUCCUGCCUGAGAAUGGGGCCAAGCUGAAGAACCUCACGGGAUACACCUCGUACCUGAUCACCGUCUCAGCCUUCAACGCUGCCGGGGACGGACCCCGCAGUGCCCCUGUCAGGGGCAGAACGCAGCAGGCAGCCCCCAGCGCCCCCAGCACCAUCCGAUUCAGCGAGCUGACCACCACCUCGGUGAACGUUUCCUGGGAGCCGCCUCUGCUGCCCAACGGCAUCCUGGAAGGGUACAGACUUGUCUAUGAGCCCUGCAUGCCUGUGGACGGCGUGAGUAAGAUCGUGACGGUGGAUGUGAAGGGGAGCAGCCCCCUGUGGAUGAAGGUGAAGGACCUGGCGGAGGGUGUGACGUACCGGUUCCGGAUCCGGGCCAAAACCUUCGCCUACGGGCCCGAGAUCGAGGCCAAUAUCACCACGGGGCCAGGGGAAGGUGCCCCUGGACCACCAGGUGAGCCCUUCAUCUCCCGGUAUGGCUCAGCCAUCACUAUCCACUGGGCGAAUGGGGAUCCUGGCAAGGGGCCCAUCACCCGAUACGUCAUCGAGGCCCGGCCCUCAGAUGAGGGGCUGUGGGACAUCCUCAUCAAGGACAUCCCCAGGGAGGUGACCUCCUACACCUUCAGCAUGGACAUCCUCAAGCAGGGGGUCAGCUACGACUUCCGGGUCAUCGCAGUCAAUGACUACGGCUAUGGGACACCCAGUGCACCCUCCCCUUCCGUCUCAGCCCAGAAAGCCAACCCCUUCUACGAGGAGUGGUGGUUCCUGGUGGUCAUCGCCUUGGUCGGGCUCAUCUUCAUCCUCCUGCUGGUCUUCGUCCUCAUCAUCCACGGGCAGAGCAAGAAGUAUGCCAAGAAAUCAGACUCAGGGAACAACUCCAAGGCGAACGCGCUGAGCCACGGGGAGAUGGUGAGUCUGGACGAGAGCAGCUUCCCUGCCUUGGAGCUCAACAACCGGCGCCUCUCUGUCAAGAACUCCUUCUGCAGAAAGAACGGGAUCUACACCAGGUCCCCGCCGCGGCCCAGCCCCGGGAGCCUGCAUUACUCCGACGAGGACGUCACCAAGUACAAUGACCUCAUCCCGGCCGAGAGCAGCAGCCUGACGGAGAAGCCCUCAGAAAUCUCGGACUCCCAGGGGAGCGACAGCGAGUACGAAGUGGAUCAGAACCACCAGAAGGCCCACUCCUUCGUCAACCACUACAUCAGCGACCCGACCUACUACAACUCCUGGCGGCGCCAGCAGAAGGGCAUCUCCCGGGCCCAGGGCUACAGCUACACAGAGAGCGAUUCCGGCGAUCCCGACCACUGCCCCUUGUUCAACAGCACCAGCACCCAGCAAGGCAGCCUCUUCCGGCCCAAAGUCAGUAGGACUCCAACCCCCCAGACACCCGUCAACCCCCCCAGCCAGCAGAGCACCCUGUACCGCCCCCCCAGCAGCCUGGCGCCAGGCUCUCGAGCCCCCAUUGCAGGAUUUUCUUCUUUUGUUUGAUGGCUUCAAAAGAAAUAAAGAAAAGCGAAAAAGGAGAAAAAAUCCCAAACCCACGUUUACGUCCAGAGUUAUUUUUUCCGAGGCGAAGGAGACGUCGCGGCAGGGCGAGCCCAGCGCUGGCCGGGGAGAGAAAAGCGGACCCGGUUCGGAUUCUAAUCAUUUGCUGCUUCCAGAGGCGCUUGGAGCCCUAUAGAAGAGGAACCCCUUGAAAGGACCUUUGCAAAAGCUUGCAGUCCAGCUGGGGGGGCCUCCUCUUCUCUCUGAGGCUGAGGCGCGGAGAGGAAAGUCACAGGGUAAAGGACGGCAGCAGGUGGGCUCCCGGACAACGCUAGUGUCUCCACAUGGCGCUGGCUCCUUGCAACCGGGUUUACUCAAGGGCCUUUGCUAACAGGACAAACUCACCCCUUUUUGGCCAAAGCUUUCUUUGUGCAAUCCCUGAGAGGCCAGCCAGCUAGCAGCAACCCGUGGCGUCCAAAGGAGCGGGGCGUGGAAGUGCCGUCGGCCAGCGUGGUCGCACAAGACUUCAACCAGCGAACCCACGCCACUGACCAGAGGUGUCCUCGGCCCAGCACGGCAGAGCCUAAUGUGGGAUGGGAACGGUGCUGCUCUUCCACUCAGCGUUAGGUGGGAACAACGCCUGCGGGCCCUUGCUUCCCAGUGGGCCGCGGACGUGCCCGAUGGCCCAUGUGCUGGAUGUGGGACCCGCUUUGCCAGGCUGCCCACUCGGCUCGCCAGUCCCUCCUCUGCCUGUCUCCUCUCCUGUCUCCCCGUGACGUACCAUGUCAGAGUGUGGAAAAGUGACAAACCGAAACACACAGCCCGUAUGCAGCCAUUUGGUUUGCUGCUUUGGGGCGGGAUGUGGUGGGUGGAGAGUGGAUUUGGGAGGGACGGGGAUGCUGGAGUUGUAAUCGAUUUACUUGAAUCCUUCUGGAGGAGACAUCCCCCUCCCAGCCCCCCUUAUCCCUGGCGAGAAGUGCUGCCCACUGGGGAGGGGGCCUCUGUGACCGAACUGCACCACGGGGCAGGUGACCAGCACGGGGAGAGUUGCUUAUCGGCACCGACAUUUGGUUUGGGGUGGCAAUUCAUUUCUUCCUUCCUUGGCCCCAUCCUGGAGGGGGGAGGGAAAGGAAAAUGCCCCAGGGCCCGGGAUGGUUGUGGGGCAAGAUGUAUCCUCUGCCUACAACGUGGUCCUUUCCCCCUGGCUUGGGAUGGAUGCCGCCCCUUUAACUCCAGCAGAAUAGGGGGGCAGGGCAGGGCGGGGCUCUGCUGGCGUGAUGGAUUGGCAGCCGCAGUCUUUGUGUUCUGUUUUAGUGCCCAGGUUUGGCAAGGGAUGCGAGGGGGGGGCCAGAACCGGGAGGAGGGGGAUCGGUGGUGGUGGUUGUUUCCAGCAUUGCAAAACACACACAGUGCCUACUCGUCAGCUGGAUCCCGAACUCCUCAGCCGUCUGCCCUUCCGCACGGGUGCAAAGUACGAGUGGAGGGUCCGGCUGUUCCCCGUCCUUCUGUGAAUGGGGUCCGGAGCUGUCACCGUGGUGAUUGGCUCCAUCCAUGACGCCGCACGAGCUCUCGCCUGUAUUUGCACAUUCUCGGCCCAGGCUGGUUGACAGAGGAUUGAACCUGGUGCGUGGGGUCCCUUUAAUAAAGACUCAAAAG
Messenger RNA from Chelonoidis abingdonii (Abingdon island giant tortoise), 7917 nucleotides. RefSeq names its product sidekick cell adhesion molecule 2 (gene SDK2). NCBI's taxonomy places the organism in Eukaryota, Metazoa, Chordata, Testudines, Testudinidae. Gene Ontology annotation, molecular function: protein binding. The record is from RefSeq and is a predicted model, not a curated record.